AUGUCCGCGGGCCCUUCCACCGUGGCCGCAGCAGCAGCCUCAUCUCUUCCCUCACACAACCCUACACGAACCGCCAAUACAAGACACCUGGGCAUGCAGACUGCGGCGUCUGCCCGCCGUGCUGCCACGGGCUCCGCCACUCAGACAAUCAUCCCGGCUGAAUCCGCUUCUUCACGCUCAGUGUCUCCCGAACCACUUGUCCUCCGUCUCCGUGGCGCCCACGACGCCUCCGGUGGCGCCACUGCCCGAGCCCGCCGGCGCGGCAUCUCCUGGGCCGAGGACGUGGUCGAUAACGAAGGACUGGGCCGAAAAUCGAGUAAAGUCUGUUGCAUAUACCACAAGACGAGAGAAUUCGGAGAGAGUUCCAGUGAAGACGACAGCUCAAGUGACAGUGAUUCCAGCGACAGCGAUGGCGGUGGGAGUGAUAGUCCAGACGAUGGGGCUGCUCGGAUGAGUGGAGCUCGGAGGGGCCGCAGACAUGACCAUGACCAUGCCCACGGCGACGACUGUGACCAUGGCAAGGGCAAAUCUGGAAGAAAACCGAGUCCAAAUGCUUAUGAGAAAAUGCCAAAAUACAACACCAAACACCAGGACACUGUCAAAAGAUGA
Messenger RNA from Capronia coronata CBS 617.96, 609 nucleotides. RefSeq lists its product as uncharacterized. Gene Ontology annotation, molecular function: protein phosphatase 1 binding; protein serine/threonine phosphatase inhibitor activity. The transcript has a single exon. Bases 1 to 609 code for a protein of 202 amino acids. Gene Ontology annotation, cellular component: nucleus. The record is from RefSeq and is a predicted model, not a curated record. NCBI's taxonomy places the organism in Eukaryota, Fungi, Ascomycota, Eurotiomycetes, Chaetothyriales, Herpotrichiellaceae.